Messenger RNA from Pomacea canaliculata, 6027 nucleotides. RefSeq lists its product as uncharacterized. Gene Ontology annotation, biological process: mitotic spindle organization; cell population proliferation. The record is from RefSeq and is a predicted model, not a curated record. Gene Ontology annotation, cellular component: cytoplasm. NCBI's taxonomy places the organism in Eukaryota, Metazoa, Mollusca, Gastropoda, Architaenioglossa, Ampullariidae.
AUGAACAUUGCAUCACUGAAAAUGUCUGCCUUCAGUGAUGAAAAUGCUGGAAUUCCAGUCAGUCCAAGAAAACUCUUGUCUCCAAUACAAGCCAUGGGCCUUGUCUUGAGAGAUUCCAACAGAGCAAAUAUUUCCAGUUUUCCUGAUCAUUCAUUUUCUGAAAAGACAAAUCAUGAUGUGAAAUUGGAUAACUCUGAAGAUGAUGAUGGUGUUAUCUCUUUCAAACUGCCAUCUGCCUUAUCUGAUGGCAUGGAACUGAAUCCCUUCCACCCAAGGACACAGAUCCAAAACCCACCACUCACGACCAAUCAGCAUGUGCAAGACAACAUGACAGAGUCAACUCAAAGCAGAAAAAAGCAUGAAUCAGACCUUGAGACUCGGUCUGCUGCAGAGUAUGGUGUUUCUCCAUGUCUUAGCAAAGACAUUGCUUGUGGAGAGAAUUACCAAAACACAAACAGCAUUGAGAGUAAUACACAUUCUACUGGGGUAGCUUUAGUUUGCAGCAGUGAUACUCUGGACUAUAUCUCAACAGGUGGAAUAAAAUUUGAUAUUGAUAUACCCCAGGUGGAAAAACCCUUUAUUACAAGAAGCCAACUGGCAAACACUAUUGAAAAAUGUGCACCAGGACUGGAUGAAGAUCCCUUCACUACAAGAAGCCAACUUGGAAACACACCUACAAAAUGUGUAUCAGGAUUGGAUGAAAAUCCCUUCACUACAAAGAGCCAACUUGGAAACACACCUACGAAAUGUGCACCAGGACUGGAUGAAGAUCCCUUUACCACAAGAAGCCAACUUGGAAACACGCCUACAAAAUGUGCACCAGGACUGGAUGAAAAUCCCUUCACUACAAAAAGCCAACUUGCUAACACACCUGGAAAAUGUGCACCAGGACUGGAUGAAGAUCCCUUAACUACAAAGAGCCAACUUGGGAAGACUCCUGAAAAAAGUGAAUCAGGACUGGAUGAAAAUCCUUUCACUACAAAAAGCCAGCUUGGGAAGACUCCUGAAAAAGGUGCAACAGGACUGGAUGAAGAUCCCUUUACUACAAGAAGCCAACUUGGAAACACACCUACGAAAUGUGCACCAGGACUGGAUGAAGAUCCCUUUAACACAAGAAGCCAACUUGGAAACAUGCCUACAAAAUGUGCAACAGGACUGGAUGAAAAUCCUUUCAGUGCAAAAAGCCAGCUUGGGAAGACUCCUGAAAAAGGUGCAACAGGACUGGAUGAAGAUCCCUUUACUACAAGACGCCAACUUGGGAAGACUCCUGAAAAAAGUGAAUCAAAACUGGAUGAAAAUCCUUUUACUACAAAAAGCCAGCUUGGGAAGACCCAUGAAAAAAGUGCAACAGGACUGGAUGAAGAUCCCUUUACUACAAGAAGCCAACUUAGAAACACACCUACAAAAUGUGCACCAGGACUGGAUGAAGAUCCCUUUACCACAAGAAGCCAACUUGGAAACAUGCCUACAAAAUGUGCAACAGGACUGGAUGAAAAUCCUUUCACUGCAAAAAGCCAGCUUGGGAAGACUCCUGAAAAAGGUGCAACAGGACUGGAUGAAGAUCCCUUUACUACAAGAAGCCAACUUGGGAAGACUCCUGAAAAAAGUGAAUCAAAACUGGAUGAAAAUCCUUUUACUACAAAAAGCCAGCUUGGGAAGACCCAUGAAAAAAGUGCACCAGGACUGGAUGAAGAUCCCUUUACUACAAGAAGCCAACUUAGAAACACACCUACAAAAUGUGCAACAGGACUGGAUGAAAAUCCCUUCACUACAAAGAGCCAACUUGGAAACACACCUACAAAAUGUGCAACAGGACUGGAUGAAAAUCCUUUCACUGCAAAAAGCCAGCUUGGGAAGACUCCUGAAAAAGGUGCAACAGGACUGGAUGAAGAUCCCUUUACUACAAGAAGCCAACUUGGGAAGACUCCUGAAAAAAGUGAAUCAAAACUGGAUGAAAAUCCUUUUACUACAAAAAGCCAGCUUGGGAAGACCCAUGAAAAAAGUGCACCAGGACUGGAUGAAGAUCCCUUUACUACAAGAAGCCAACUUAGAAACACACCUACAAAAUGUGCAACAGGACUGGAUGAAAAUCCCUUCACUACAAAGAGCCAACUUGGAAACACACCUACAAAAUGUGCAACAGGACUGGAUGAAGAUCCCUUUACCACAAGAAGCCAACUUGGAAACACGCCUACAAAAUGUGCACCAGGACUGGAUGAAAAUCCCUUCACUACAAAAAGCCAACUUGGAAACACACCUGGAAAAUGUGCACCAGGACUGGAUGAAGAUCCUUUUACUACAAAAAGCCAACUUGGAAACACACCUACGAAAUGUGCACUAGGUUUGGACAAAAAUCCCAUUACUACUAGAAGCCAGCGUGAGAAAAUGUCUGAAAAAUGUUCACCAGGACCAGAUGAAAAUCCCAUUACAAGAAGCCAACAUGGGAAGACACUUGAAAUGAGCGCACCAGAAAUGCAAGCAAAUUUUGUGGCAGAAAAACCUAACAUAAAAGCUGAUCAGACGGUAGCAGAUGCACGGGUUAUUUGCGUGGAAGCCAUAAUUCUCAGAAUAAAUUUGCAGAUGUGCUCACUGAUAUUUCACAAACUGUUCAUUCGGACUGAGAACAAGUCUGCUGUAAAAGGAGAUGAUCUUAUUACAUCGCGGUCAAGAAACUGCACCUUAGAAGGGGAAGAAACAAAUGUGUUGCCUGAAGGAGAACUGCCUGCCAUAACUGUUUUAAGUUCCCCAGCAAAAGAAUUUGAGUUGGCUAGCAGUGAAGAGAUGGAGCCUUUCAAAGAAAACAAAAUGUUAAAUUUGUCAGCUGCUGUUAGUACAUCAGGUGGAGUUCUAAAUGGAAAUAAUUUUUUCCUGACAAGACCAAAUUUUACUGAAAAUUCAGUAAAAGACAAGACUGAAACAAAGCAUGAAAAAUCACCUAAUGUAGCCUUGCAGCCUUAUGAAAUUGGGGAUUUUGUGGCAGAGAAUGACCGUGAAGCAGAACAGAGGCUGUCAGCACAGAGUGCUGUAGGUAACAAGGCUAACAUUGAGACAACUGAACACCCCUUGGAAGCAUUAGAAAACACUGAUCCUAAUGAUUUGAAAUCAGAAUGGAAGGUUUUUGAUGUUCUGGGAAAUGGGGAAGAAUUCGCCAAAGCCUUGGAAGAGCAUAAUCCAUUGCUGCUUGCCAGUGAAUUAGAACUUGGAAUAGAAGAGAACAUGUUUCUUCCAGGAACACAAGUCUUCAGCGACCCCUCAGCUUGGGAGCUUCUUGAAAAGUUUGGUGGUGAUGCUGCAAAAGAGUCAGACCUUCGAAAGCAGUCUCUGUAUGUUAAAUUUGAUCCUCUUGUAAAGCCUCUGACAAGAUCCCCAGAGAAAAUGCCAGCUCCAGCACAUGCAGCUCCUAGGAAAGUGGCAGGCCGACAUACAGAGAUAAACACAUCUUUGUUGAAUAACUCUUCAGCCGAAGAGAGUCUUUGUUUGUUUGGUACUCCUCCUCGUGUUGCUCGUCGUCGCUCUAUUUUGAACCAGCGAAGAAUAAAUGCAUCUGUUUCACAAACAAUCGACGAAGAAGAGGCAGUUAAACAAGUGGACUUAUUUUUUAUGAAUGGGGAAGAAGAUUCACAUCAGUUUAUUAAUGACCAGUCACAUAAGAGGCUUUCUGCUGUUACUAAUCUAGUGCAAGUUGAAGAGAUUCCCAAAUUUACGGAAUCAGAAUGGCUUCGAAUGCAGCAGACACUGAAAUUGCAAUAUGAGGGUCUGAUGCUGAGCAAGGAACGUGAAUUCACUUCAGCACUACAAGAGGAAAGAGUGAAAGUUACAACGCUGGAGGAGGAAGUUCAAAACUUCAAGUCUAAAAAUAAAAUUCUCAGUGACAGUGUGCUGUCAAUGAAGACAGUUGUUGCUGAAUAUGAGAAAACCCUUGAAGUAUUGAUAGCUACCAAGGAAAAGACAACAGAAGAAGCAAGACGCAAAGUAGAAGCACUUCAAGCAGAAAAAGAUCAGGCACUAGAUGACGUGCAGGCAUGGGACAAAUCUUUUUCUCAACUUCACUGCCGAUACGAGAAAAUGAAGACAGUGCUAGAGGGGUUCAAAAAGAAUGAAGAAACACUUAAGACGACGAUAAAAACUUUGCGAGACAAGCUAAAGGAAUCAGAAGAUAAAACGGUGAAGGUCAAGGCAUGUGCUGAGGAAAAAAUUGCUGAAGUCGCCAAGAGACUGGAGCAGACCAAAGCAGAUAAUGUGCGUGCAGAGGCAGAGCUGAAACGAAGACAGCUGCAGGUUCAGAGUUUAGAAAGCACCUUAGAGCAAAAGGCUAAAGAGAACAAAGAGCUGACUGAUCUCUGUGAGACACUCAUAAAUCAAGUUGGGGGGAGCAGGAAGUGAGGUUUUCAAAAAACAGGCUGACAUGAGUAGGACAAAAGUGUUCUUAUAACUGCUUACAUUUUUAUGUGUUUUAUUCAGCCACAUAGAAACAGUCUAGAAAUGCACAUUUGUACAUUUCAUUUACAAUCUUUAAAUGGUUUCAACAAUCCUGUUUUCAGAUGCUAUUGAAGCAAUUUUGGAACGUUAAAAUCUGUAUAAGCACAUUCUCUCCUGACAACCAGUAGUAACUGAUUUAUCCUGUGAGUCUCACAUCAUUAUAUCCAUGCUAUGUCUUAAUUGCUUUUGAUAGCUUCUCUGGUAAUGUGUGAGUGUUCUAUGUAGAGCACUUUUUUUUUUUACUUGUCUUUGCUGCUUGCUGCUUUUCCAGCUUCAGCUUUAUAACAUAGAUUCUCUUUAUGGCAUACUGUAUGUGCCAUUUCAAUUAUGUGAAUGGUGAGAUAAUUCCUGAACUUAGUUUUGUCUGAAGUGUGUUUUUCCUAAUAGGAAAUGCACCCUAUUUUGUACCUGUGCCCAAAAUUCUUAAGAGGAAUUUAAUCUAUAUAGAUGGUAUUUAAAAGAAAUCAAAAGAUGGAAAUGGGAUAAGUGAAUAACUCACUGUUACACUUAAAGACUAACUUAACAUAAAAGGUGUAGUAUAUUGUACAUAAAAAUGAGUAUUUGUUUAAAAUAUAGCCAGUUUUGAAUCAACUUAUUACAACUUCUGUCAUUGUUUUUCUUCUUCCUGAUUUUUUUUAUGCAAGUUGAAAGAUGUAGAAUGUAAAUAUAUCAUUUAAAAAUACUAUGAUAAAUUGUGCCUUUAUCUUUGUUUUACCUGUUUUUUUUUUGUUUUUUUUUUGCAACUGCAUUGUAAAAUAAAUAAUAAAUAAAUAAGCAAUAAAUAGCUAUUGGAUAGAUCCCUUAAGAACACGUAUUUCACAUUACAGUUACACAUAACACUACAUAACAGCUACAGUUAAUAAUGCACAAAAAUCUUUCUCCCACUUUUUUUCUUUCACUUGUAAAUCUGUAAUGAAAAUCUCCAGUUACAUUAAACACAUAACAGGCAUAGAUAUAUGUACACAAUUGUUAGCCAUAGAAAAAUAGAACACAAGACUUGUACAUAGCUGCCUAUGAUGAUGAUGAUGAUGAUGUAGUUUUGUAGCGCGCUAGUAUCCGCAUCACAAAGAUGCGCUCAAUGCCUAUCACAUCAAACCUGCAUACCAUACACUUUGUAUAUGAAAAAAAAAAUUAAGCGGUUAAAAUCACAUGUAAAUAUUGAAAAAAAUGUCAAAUAUCACCCUCACACACACUUGUCCAUAUCAGAAAACUAAUGUCAAACACCAUAUAUAUCCAAUCCCAAUAAAGUCAUCACGUGUAUAAAACAAUCACCAAUGGUACCUCCUGUUGUGUGUGUAUAUAUAUAAAAGAAAGGGAAUACAAAGUAGAGCAAAUUCCACAAAGUUGUAAAGAUGACUUUUCAGUUUGGUGAGGAUGCAGUCAUGGAGUGGUCUGUUUUAUAUCUAAAUUAAGUACCAUGUUCCCCUGAAAAUAAGAUCAGGGCAUAUUAAUUUUUACUCAAAAAGUGGUAUUAGGGUUUAUUUUCAAAAUUCUUAUUUUUUUAUGUACAAAAAUCUAGCUUUAUUAUAAUACAGCCAUCUUCUGGAA